Molecule: messenger RNA, 3412 nt
Organism: Gymnodraco acuticeps
Lineage: Eukaryota; Metazoa; Chordata; Actinopteri; Perciformes; Bathydraconidae
Gene: nab1b
Product: NGFI-A binding protein 1b (EGR1 binding protein 1)
Exons: 7
Coding region: 1-1482 (493 amino acids)
Biological process (GO): negative regulation of DNA-templated transcription
Cellular component (GO): nucleus
Molecular function (GO): transcription factor binding; transcription coregulator activity
Source: RefSeq, a predicted model, not a curated record
AUGGCGGCCGUGCUGCCGAGGACCCUGGGCGAGCUGCAGCUGUACCGCAUCUUACAGCGGGCCAACCUGCUCUACUACUACGAGGCCUUCAUCCAGCAGGGAGGCGACGACGUGCAGCAGCUGUGCGAGGCGGCGGAGGAGGAGUUCCUGGAGAUCAUGGCGCUGGUGGGCAUGGCCAGCAAGCCGCUGCACGUGCGCCGCCUGCAGAAGGCGCUGCGGGACUGGGUCACCAACCCGGCCAUCUUCAACCAGCCGCUCAGCUCGCUGCCCGUCUGCAGCAUCCCCGUCUACAAGCUGCCCGAGGGCUCGCCCACUCUGCAGGACCGCGCCGCCAGCGUCAAGAUGCCCAAAGCGGUCGCCGCCGCCUGCUCCGACCCCGGGAAGCUGGACGUGGCGCGGGACAAAGUGUCUGCCGGGUCCCCCCUGCAGGGCGGCAGCGAGGCCCGCUUCUGGUCGGGCCACAGCAACGACAGCGAGCACAGCCUGUCGCCCUCUGACCUCGGGUCGCCGUCCUCCCCCAGGGAUGCCUUGGAGGCUCUGGACGCCGCCGCCGUGCAGUCCGUCCUGGAGUGUGUGGACAGGAUGGCCCCGGGACUCCCCAAGGCAGACUUAGCCGAGGUGAAGGAGCAGCUGAAGAACAACAAGAAGAUGGCUAAGAUGAUUGGACACAUCUUCGAGUUGAGCGACGACGAGCCGCGCAGGGAGGAGGAGAUUCGGAAAUACAGCGCCAUCUACGGGCGCUUCGACUCCAAGAGGAGGGAUGGGAAACACCUGACGCUGCAUGAGCUGACGGUGAACGAGGCGGCGGCGCAGCUCUGCAUGCGGGACAUGGCUCUGCUCACGCGCCGGGACGAGCUCUUCGGACUCGCACGGCAGAUCUCCAGAGAGGUCACCUACAAAUACACAUACCGCACCAGCAAGUCUCGCUGUGGAGACAGAGACGAGCCGUCCCCUAAAAGGAUUAAAACAGAGGAGAACUUCUUUGACAUCCAGGAGGCGCUGCAGGCGAUCCACAUGCGGCAGGAGAUGCUGAGGGAGCAGCUGGCCUGCGCCAAGUCCAAAGGAGAGGAAACCGUCGGACGAAAUCUGCAGAUGCAGCUGGAGCGUCUGCUGGCGCGGCAGAUGGAGAUCCUGCAGGACGCGGCAGUGCAGGAGCGUCUGCAGGCUCUGGACUGGAGGAUCCCCCCCGCCGCCUUAAAGUACCUCAACGGCGCUCACAACACCAACGGAGCCGCCGCCGACGCCAGCAGAGACAACCAAGACGAACGACCAAUCAACCUGCGCGUGGUCAGUCAGAACAUGCAGGAAGGAGACCUCCCAUUGGGCAAGCAGCUAGCCAAUGAGCUGAAGCGCCAUCACAACCACAACCACAGCAACGCAGACGACAGCAAAACACCAGCAACAGAAAACGGGACGUCGCAGCGAGCGUGCAGCAACGCGGAGAAGAAAACCAUCAAGUCAGAGCCGGAAGACUCCACAUAGUGCCUCCCGCCUCGCCCCCCCACCACCCCACUCACACCUGACAGUAUGCAGUUAUUACCCAUCAAUAGAUACUAAGCAAGCACAGCCACAGUAGAGCCUUAACAACCAAUGUUGCCUCAUGAAAAGCAUUUAUUUUUCUUUAUUUUGUAAUUUUGUUUUGUUCAAAGAGAGUUUUGUCUGUUAUUAUACACGUAAUUUAAGAGUGAUCUGUGUGUAUACCUCGGCCUGGUGUUUUUUUAUAUAUUUGUUGCUUUCUUACAGGGGCUGAGUCUGACCACAAACGUAGAUUCAGAGGUGAGAUUAAAGCAGAAAUGUUGUUCUGUUCAGCGUCUUGGGAAGACUUCAUAUGACUACCAUGUAGCCAAAGUCGUAAAGCCUUCAAAAUGAAGCUGCAGAUGCUGCCAAUAUUCACUUGUAUUCCUAAAUAUUUCAAGUAUCUGGGGUUUUUUCCUCAGAUGUUUGUUGCUAAUAGUACUGUAGAGAUGCAAGACUGAAAUAUCUUGAUAACAUUUGAUAGACUGGCACAAAUUGUUACUUCAUUUUGUGAUUUUCAAUAGUUAGCAUCCCAAUUAACACUUCAUUUUUUAUGACUUUACGAGUCAUUUCUAUUUAUUCUACAGAUGUUGCAAGAAAUAUCCAAAGAUUUAGCAGCAUCUGAAAUGAUUUCCCUGAGUCACCCUCCGUCCUCUGAGCCCUCUUUCUCCCAAAUCUAACUUAUUCAUUUGUAUUUGUACUGUAGAAGUUACAAAGUACUGUAUAGGGAGAUUGAGUUCAGAUUCAGCCCCUUUAGCAGGUUUGUCUUUUUGUCGUUCACUUCAAACGGGAGCAGGGGACAGGUGGGAUUUUAAUCCUCCCCCCCCCCCCCUCCUCCUCUUCUGUGUAUAUUUCUGGAAGGUAAGAGCAAGAUGUAUAGGAGCUGUUGUGGAGAAACAGCAGGGGACCUCUGCCAUCCGCCUGGGUAGGAUGGCAUGCCGGAGGCCGAGCUAAUUGCUUCAUUUCACUUUGUAAUUUACAAAAUCACUGCUGUAGAAGGGAAACCACACAUCUGCAAACAGAUUAUUUCAGAAAUAGACAUGCCUGCGGGUUUUAGAAACGAUAUUAGGUCGUAAAAUUCAACUUGUGUGUCAAAUAUUAAGAUUGCAGGUAUGUGGUUUUUGCAAUAACAGCAGAAAAAAAGCAAGUCAAUUGCUGCCCGGGUCUGUAAAUAGUAACAAAUAGUGCUAGCCUAAUCUCUCCACCAGUUCGUAACUUUGUUGUAGAUUUUCGGUGUCAAUACAAGUGUUUAUGUAUAAGCAAAAUCAAGAAAAACUUUAAGUGUCCAUUGAGGAAAAAAUAGUGUCUGGUAUAUAAAAACACUUUACAUGAUGAUGAUGUUGGUUAGCCUUAGCUCUUAACAGUGUUUAUCCACCUGUGAUGGCCAUCAGUGCUUAUUUCAGAGUUUUUGCUGUUUAAAGGAAAACAAAUGAGUGUUUCUAUGUGUUCAUCACGCCGUGUAAAUACGUCUCUUCUCCUCUGACCCCCUGCAGAUAGAUUAGUCCCACUCUGGCAGACCAAUGCAAUAUUUAUGUGAGUAAUAAGUCUAUUAUGUGGAUCCAUCUCUUUUUCAUGUGCUCAGUAACUGUACGUCUGUCACAAAUUACAUGUGGCGGUGUUUAAAGACAUCUUCAUGGGGGUUGUUUUGUUCCAAGCAGCCACUAUGACAAGGAUUUUAAAGCUAAGCUAGCUGGUGGAUUCUGGGGGAAAUCGUAUCAGCCUCGUUAGCGUGCGAUGUCUCAGAGAAUAGCCCUGCCGUGUCACUGAUCCCCUCUUCACUGUUUAUUGUAAAGUGAUAGAUUAGGCUUCACCUAGUUAUGCACCUGUUUUUUAAACACUAAUAUAUUUUAUUUGUUAUACAGCACAUAAACAUUAAACUUUAUUUUUUUGAACUCUA